Messenger RNA from Ochotona curzoniae (black-lipped pika), 810 nucleotides. RefSeq names its product coiled-coil domain containing 92B (gene CCDC92B). The record is from RefSeq and is a predicted model, not a curated record. The coding region runs from base 1 to 810 and encodes 269 amino acids. The transcript is spliced from 3 exons. NCBI's taxonomy places the organism in Eukaryota, Metazoa, Chordata, Mammalia, Lagomorpha, Ochotonidae.
AUGGACACCGUGUCCCUAGAGCACCAGAUCCAGAGCGCACAACGCCACAUCAGCUUCCUGAAGAAGGAACAGAUGGCCCUGCUGCGGGACCUGCACCUGGAGAUCCUGAGGCUGCAGAAACGCUGCUCAGAACUGACCCACGACCUGGAGAUGAGAGAAGCGCAAUCCCACCAGCAAGAGGAGGCGUCCCGGGAGCUGGAGAGCAAAUGCCGGGCCCUGGAGUCGCAGCUGGCGGCGCGGGCAGCAGCCAACGCCGAGCUGCGGAGGGAGGUGGCCCAGCGCGAGGCCCUGGUGUCGGCACUGCGCUGCAGCCUGCGCGCCGAGGAGCGCCGCUUCCUAGAGGAGCUGCGGCGCCGCAGCCACCGCGCCACCGUGCUGGGCACCGAGCUGCAGAAGCACACCGAGGCGGCCGCCUACCUCUCCUGCCAGCUGCACGCAGCGCGCCAGAGACUGCAGGCUCCGCGCGCGGGCCCCACCGCCGUCAGCGCAGCCUCCGCCGCGGCCGCCGAGCCCCGACCCCGCAGGCGCGCACAGCGAGCCCGUCGCCCGCCCACCGACGCCGCCGUCGCCAAGGGCCCCAGCCGGGACUGGGCCACCUGGGACCGCGAGGCCGGUGCCCUGGACGACGCCGAGCCCAUGCCCGACCCCGCGGUCUUCCUCUACGCCCGGAGACCCCUGCGGCCCAGCGGACGCAGCCCGCGCCAGCCGCCUCCCCGGGAGCCCUCGGACCAAGCAGGCCCGCAGCCGGGGCCCUGCCGGAGCCCACCCGCCGCGCCCGGCCCGCCCAGUGCACCCGGGGACCCGGAGUAG